AUGUUUAAAGAAAAUGAAGACAAAAGUUUCUCAAAAAAUUACUCAGAUCUGGUAUCAAAACCUGGAUUUGAGAUAACUGAUAAGAUGCUGGAAGAUGAUUUUGAAGAAGUUUAUAAAAAUUAUCCCAUCAAUGAAGAUACUACCUGUGGAUUUGGAUUUAUCCGAGGAUCAUUUCUGCAAAUGUUUGCAAACAAGAAGAUGUAUGUCAUUCUUUUUGGCAUCGCAGGAUCAGUUUUCUCUGCAACAUUUGCAUACUUUAACGGAACAAUCACAACAAUUGAAAAGCGUUUUAAAAUUUCAUCAACAAAUUCAGCUAUGAUCACAACUGGAAAUAAUGUCAGUAGCUUAAUUGUGUCAUCAUUCUUAGCUUAUUAUGCUGGAAAAGGUCAUCGACCUCGAUGGAUUGGCUUUGGUCUUUUUACAAUUACUUUAUUUUGUGUGUUUUCUGUAAUUCCACAUUUUCUGUAUGGACCUGGUGAGCAGGCACUUAAACUGACAAAGGAAUAUGGUGGAAUCGAGAAUGAUACCGAGACUAUGAAGAUUCUUGAGAAUGAAAGGAGGAAAUUCAUGUGCAAUAUUAAUGAUACCACAGGAAUUGCAGAGUGCGAUGAGCAUGAAGACUAUUGGAUCCCAAUUAUAUUUUUAUUCCUUGGUCAACUUUCUAUUGGAAUUGGCCAAUGUGUAUACAACUCUAUUGGUGUUGCUUAUAUGGAUGACAAUAUAAAGAAGACAAAAACUCCAGCACUGAUUAGUGCAUCUUACUUUUUGCGUUUACUAGGACCAGCCGGUGGUUAUUCGCUAGCUUCAUAUUGCUUACAAAUCUACAUCGUACCAAAUCUCACUCCAACAAUUAAUAACACUGAUCCACGAUGGUUAGGUGCUUGGUGGAUCGGAUGGAUAGUACUAGCAGUUAUUAUGACAAUAUUCUCAAUCAUUUUGAGUUUGUUUCCCAAAGAACUUCCAAGAUCUUAUCUCCGUCGACGAAUUGACUCUGAAAAAAGAAAGCAAGGAAUUGCCAGCUUUGAAAGCAAUGAAUUAAAAGAUGAAAAUCAACAAGCUUCACUUAAAGACUUUUACAUCACAUUUAAGAGAUUGUUAAAGAACAAAACUUAUAUGGUCAAUAAUGUAUCAUCAAUGUUUUACUUCUUUGGAUUUGAAAUUUAUGUUUUAUUCCUUCCAAAAUAUAUUGAAACACAAUACAAGCAGUCAGCAUCAACAGCAAGUUUCUAUACCGGAGCUGUCGGGAUGGUUUUUUCAGCCAUUGGUAUCCUUGCAGCAGGGCUAGUCAUCUCAAAAUAUAAACCAAAAGCUCGAAGGCUCGCAUUAUGGAACGUAAUUGUUGGAUUUCUUUCUGUAAUUGGCAUUUUAGCUUACACACAGCUUGGAUGUACUGAAAAUGAAAAUUCUGUUGUGCUUAAUGCUCCUCUACCAGACAUGCUCGAUCCAACAUGCAACUCAAAUUGUAACUGCGACUAUGUCAAAUACUCACCAGUUUGUGGUGCAGAUAAUAAAAUUUACAUCAGUCCGUGUCAUGCAGGAUGUAAAUCAUAUCAUAAAGAUAAUGGCACAAAAUUCUUCACAGACUGCUCGUGCAUUGACAGAACAUUUGGAUAUGACUUUGAGAAUAUCUCGUUACCAAUUAGUGUCACAGAAGAGUAUGAUGAGACAUUGAGGAAUAGAUUUGACAGAGCUAAUAAUUACAUAUUUAAAGGCUCAGCAGAAGAUAAAACGUGUUCAAUAAAUUGCCAAAGUGAAUUUGUGUUAUUCCUAGCGAUAACGUGCUUCCUGAAAUUUGCAGAAGCAACCGGAAGAGCAAGUAACUUUUUAGUUGGAAUGCGAUGUAUUGAAGAACGAGACAAGUCAUUGGCAUUAGGCUUCAGUUUUGCAUUCUUUGCACUAUUCUCCUUCUUGCCUAGUCCUGUCUUCUAUGGAGCAUUAAUUGACAUGGCGUGUGUUAUUUGGGGAAAGACAUGCACUGGAACUGGAAAUUGUUGGCUGUAUGACACAGAAUGGUUGAGGUCCUGGUUGAACUCUAUUGCAUGUGGAUUUGUGCUGGUUGGAGUUCUGUUUGAUAUUGGCGUUUGGUAUUUGGUGAAAGACUUGAAAAUAUUUGAUGGUGAAAGUACGGAUGUGGAAAUGAAGACAAAUGAAAACUGA
Messenger RNA from Chironomus riparius, 2157 nucleotides. The record is from the annotation of a GenBank genome assembly. NCBI's taxonomy places the organism in Eukaryota, Metazoa, Arthropoda, Insecta, Diptera, Chironomidae.